AUGCUGCCGAUUCGAACAUUGGUACGGACUGUACCUUCAAAGCGUCUAGUACCAGUCCUAGCUUCGCAAUUCUCCACGACUUCACGACUUGCGCUUCCAAACAGGACGGAUAUACCUUCGAAUAAUAAUCCAAAGAAUCCAAACCAACCACAUGUUCCGAACGUGAAUUCGACAUUGAGCACAGAAUUUCCGUCUGUCGGGAAGGCGCCACCGCCGCCAGAGUUUAUUGGAGCUGUAGACCCGAACUAUGCGAGCGGGUCAAAGUUCCCGACAACAGGCAAGGAAGGGGAGGUCAGUGGGUCUAUUAGGUCCGGGCAUGGCGUUCGGGAUCCCUCGGAGAGCGAUUGGGCAAAGUUUAUCGCUGAGCCUAUUAAGCGUGUUGGAGAAGAUGAGAGGACUAUGAGAGCUAGACUGGUUUAUCAAUCCCGUAAAAGAGGUAUUCUAGAAACUGAUCUAUUGCUGUCGACGUUCGCCGAUGAAAACCUGUCCAAGAUGUCAAUUGACCAGUUGCGAGAAUACGACUCGUUCCUUGACGAAAACGACUGGGAUAUCUACUACUGGUGCACUCAAGACCCUCCAGUAGAUCUUACUGAUGCUAUAACACAACCUGAAAUACCCACAAAAGACGGAGGUGCGGUUACCGAGACCACAGCGUACAAUACUUCCUCAUCGAAAAAGACAGCGAGUCCAGUACAUCCAGACGGAAAGAUCCAGUCACCGCCAGGGCCUCAGGGUCUUGGAAGCAUUGAGCAGCCGAUGAUGAACCGUGCGGGUUCUUGGGGAGAUAUCAAAGGAACUAAAGCCGUCACCGGGGAAUGGGCACAGACGGUUGGAACCGUCAAAGUUGCGUAUAAGCCUGUUCCAGAAAAAUGGCAGAAAAGCUGGGUUUUCAAGGCAAUUAGGGAUCAUGUCGAAGGAAGAAGAGCUAGAAAUGGGGGUGGUGAGAAGGCUAAGGGAAUGGGAAGAAUGCCAGAUUUAAGGGUCUAG
Messenger RNA from Orbilia oligospora ATCC 24927, 987 nucleotides. RefSeq lists its product as uncharacterized. Bases 1 to 987 code for a protein of 328 amino acids. The record is from RefSeq and is a predicted model, not a curated record. Lineage: Eukaryota; Fungi; Ascomycota; Orbiliomycetes; Orbiliales; Orbiliaceae. Gene Ontology annotation, biological process: mitochondrial electron transport, succinate to ubiquinone; mitochondrial respiratory chain complex II assembly; protein-FAD linkage. Gene Ontology annotation, cellular component: mitochondrion. The transcript has 2 exons.